Linum trigynum is the source of this 1349-nucleotide messenger RNA. The record is from the annotation of a GenBank genome assembly. Lineage: Eukaryota; Viridiplantae; Streptophyta; Magnoliopsida; Malpighiales; Linaceae.
UCGCAUAUUCGAUUUAUAAACUUGUUCUUGAUGUAACCCAAAGCUGAAAGAAUCUUUCAACACUUGUCGUACAACCAUAAAAUCAAUACAAAUUAAGGGUACAUUGAAAUUAGUUUAAUUGCUAUGUUUUGAAAAUAAUUAGAAAUAGGAAAUGACAUUUUACUAUGAUAUAGUAUUCAAAAUCAAGCAACAAAUGAGUUGUAGUUUAAUGGAAAUUAAGUUUGUUAAUAAUAAUAGUGCUCUAGGUUUGAAUUACCCAACCUAUCACUUAUAUUCCCAUACACAAAUUUAAAAAAUAACAUUAGAAUAAUCAUUUUUUUUUCCAAAUUUCAGGGAUGUCCCUUACUACCAAUUAUAAAUUUUUUACCGAUAUGUAAAUUAUUACCAUGAGUUGAAUAAUCGUUUCCCCAAAAUUUAGGGGUGUCCCUCCGUGCGUCCGCUCCUGUAUACAGGUACCUAGCCCUCUUUCUGGAACAUUAUUCUCAACCAACAUGAGACUUAUAGGGUGAAACGUGCUAGCAUAGUGACAAUAUAGCUUGGACUAUUUUCUGAUGGUUUAUGCUGAUGUUUGUUUCAAUUUCACCUCUAUUUAUGUUGACAGGUUUCCCUGUUCUUGGGAUUGAGUGGCAGAAGAUGGAAAAUCCUGAUUUGAGGGUAGCAAUGGGGAUGGCAUCUGAUCAGAAGGGUGUCCGUAUUAGAAGAAUUGAGCCAACUGCUUCAGAAUCUUAAGUCUUAAAGUCAUAUCUGAUAUUCUCCUUAGCUUCGAUGGGGUAAAGAUAGCAAAUGAUGGAACAAGGAAUUGUGAAGAACCUGAAGAGCUUGACGAACAUGGUGGAAAGCUGCAAGGAUGAGUAUUUGAAGUUUGAGUUAGAAUACCAACAGGCAAUGGUUGUAAAAACAGAGACGGCGAAGGCAGCAACAUUAGAUAUCCUUGCAAUGAAAGAGAAAAGCUGUGAAAUUUGGCUUUCGGGUUCCUCUCAAGUUUUGAACUUUGGUUGUACAUCUCCAGAGAAAGUCAUGGUAAACAAUGAUGUUGGUAUGUACCAUUCAUCCCCUCCCUUUUCUUUUGCCUAGGAAGCUGGGAUAGUUACUCUGGGGCCUAGGUGGUGUUAAUUGUUUCUGUAGCCACUGUCUUUUUAGAAUGCGGAUGAGAUACAUGACUGAUUGAGAUAGUACCUUAUGUUGUUCACAUCUCUACAGAGGAAAAGAGAAUUGGAUUUGACGGUGAGUUAUCAUGUUUGAUGAAAGAUUUUUGUUCUUAUGAACUCUUUGUUCUGGAAACCUGCUUCCAAUUUCCUGUCCACUACUUGAGCUUUAGCUCCAAACUGGAAUGAAAUGUUGGAAUUCAC